GAACUGACCUCCACGUCGCUUUCUCGACAGCGAGCCUCCUUGGAGACUGGAUCUAGGGCCGGUCACUACUACUGCUACGAUGUAUCCGCCUAAAGGUCGCGCAGGCUGGGUUUUGCUCUGGAGCAUAAUCGUGAGCGCCAACACGACGCAGAAGCCGCUGAAUGACUAUGCGCCCGUCCUCGACUCCGCAUUUGGGACGUUCGUGGAAGGAGUUCUGGCGAGCGAUACCAUCCCUGGCAUUUCGAUGGCCGUUAUUCGUCCGGAUGGCGGUGUUGAGCUUGGAGGCUGGGGCAUCCGUACAGAAGCAGGCGAUCCUUUUGAAGACACAACUCUGACAGCUGUUGCGUCGGUGUCGAAGGCGUUCGUACCUGCCGCAAUGGGUAUCAUGAUGGAUGAUUUUGCGAAAGGGACGAACGUGACGGCGCUUCCUGCGUCUAUCGAGGUCUUCGACUGGGAUACCAAGCUCACAGCACUCUUGCCCGAUGAGUGGGAGCUCGACGAUCGGUGUGCGACCGACGGCGUCAAUUUGCGCGACUUAUUUGCCCAUCACACCGGAAUGCCCGACCAUCCCCACUCUCACACCCGCAGUGAGACGCCCAAGGAUAUCAUUGCUCGUAUGAAGCAUCUAAGGUCUACGUCGGGUAUUCGGCACAGUUGGUUGUAUAGCAAUGUAAUGUACAUGACCGGAACGCACAUCAUCGCCAAGUACUCGGGAAUGUCGUACGAGGACUUCGUCUCCGAGCGGAUAUUCAAGCCGCUCGGAAUGAAGGACAGCACCUACUCGCCUUCGCAGGCAGAAAAGACGGGACGAUUCUCGCAGUCCUUCACGAGCCAUGGCCGGCGCAUCCCGCGUCUGAUCAACGACGAGAUUGCAGACAUUUGUGCAGGGGGAGGAGGCACGAUCACUACCGCGGCGGACUUGGCGCAAUGGUUGCGUAUGUUCCUCCAUCAGGGAGUUAACCCCGAUACGAACACCACGGUCUUGCCGAAGUCGGUCUACGAUGCCGUGAUCGCGCCGACUUCCAUUGUUCCAGCUCUCCCUGGGUUCAUGGAAGUGCCGGUGCUGAAUUAUGGCCUAGGCUGGCUCAGGAACUCGUACAGCGGCCUUGAUAUGAUAUGGCACGCCGGUGCUAUCCCGGGCGUGUCCGCGCUCGUGUCCUUCUUCCCUCAAAUCAACGCCGGAGUCGUCAUCCUCGCCAACGCCGACAGCAAGUCAACGUCGGCAUUGCGCAUCGGGGCCCGAGUAGUGAAAGCGAUACUCAGGCAGCCGCUGGACGAUGCUAAACAGGGAGACGCCACACCCGCUCAGAAGCCGAAGAAGGAGCCGACAGAGACAGAACGCACGCCGGUGACGGAAUCUCUCGUACAGUUCGCAGGGAGAUACACGGAUCCGGGUUACGGAACGUUCGACCUCUGCGCGGCCGAGAGCGAUUCUGACUACUGCGGCGCUGUCGCAGCGGACUUUGCGGUCGUGGACGCGGUUUCCAAGAACGCGUCUGAUCGUGGGUCGCAGCUGCUCGGGGCCACCGACCGCGUAUGGUCGGACCAUAUCCGUCUCGUUCCGCGUACUGGGAAACCCGGCAAGUUUAAUGUGCACUUUACGAACCUGUACCCGCGCGGGUACGGUGCGGACGCAACGCCGUUCGAGACGGUCAACAUGGGCAGGGGUCAGAUCACGGCCGAGUUCGUGAUAGACGAAGUCAAGGGGGAGGUCAUUGGGUUUGGCUUGUUCGGGGCGACGGGAGGCGCGACAGAGCGGAUGAGGACGGGGAAGACGGUGCAGGAAAGGGCAGACGCAUGGUUCGUCAAGGAGCACAGGGAUCGUGCAGUGGCGCACGAGGAGCUAUAGACGGGACCACACGGCAAGGUCAUAGUGCCCAAACGCUAUGGUUGGACAUCGGACAUGAAUAGCGACAUAUA
This is a messenger RNA of Punctularia strigosozonata HHB-11173 SS5, 1920 nucleotides long. RefSeq names its product beta-lactamase/transpeptidase-like protein. Bases 80 to 1849 code for a protein of 589 amino acids. The transcript is spliced from 7 exons. Lineage: Eukaryota; Fungi; Basidiomycota; Agaricomycetes; Corticiales; Punctulariaceae. The record is from RefSeq and is a predicted model, not a curated record.